AUGAAGUCCUUCAUUCUGCUCCUUUGUCUUGCUCAGCUCUGGGGCUGCCACUCAGCCCCACAUGGUCCACUGGGCUAUAGGGAACCAAAUUGUGAUGACCCAGAAACAGAGCAAGCAGCCCUGGCAGCUGUGGAUCAUAUCAAUCAAUUCCUUCUUCAGGGAUACAAGCAGAUCUUGAACCAGAUCGACAAAGUGAAGGUGUGGUCUAGGCGGCCAGUCGGAGAGGUAUAUGAACUUGAAAUAGACACGUUGGAGACCACCUGCCAUGCAUUGGACCCCACCCCUUUGGCAAACUGCUCCGUGAGGCAGGUGGCCCAGCAUGCUGUGGAAGGAGACUGUAAGGUCCAUGUGCUGAAACUGGAUGGCAAGUUCUCCGUAAUGUUUGCAAAAUGUGAUUCCACCCCAGACUCCGCGGAAGACGUGCGCAAGGUGUGUCCGAACUGCCCUUUGCUGGCCCCGCUUAAUGACACCAGGGUGGUGCACGCUGCAGAAGCCGCUCUGGCCGCCUUCAACGCGCAGAAUAACGGCUCCUAUUACCAACUAUUGGAAAUUUCCCGCGCUCAACUUGUGCCUCUCCCAGUUUCUACCUAUGUGGAGUUUGCAGUGGCUGCCACUGACUGUGUUGCUAAAGAAGUCACAGAUCCAGCCAAAUGCAACCUGCUGGCAGAAAAGCAAUAUGGCUUUUGUAAGGCGACGCUCAACGAGAAGGUUGGUGGAGAAGAGGUUGCAGUGACCUGCACUCUGUUCCAGACGCAGCCUGUGGUCAUACAGCCCCAACCAGACGCCAAUGUAGCAACCCCUGACGCUGUCGUGGAACAAGCUACACCUGCAUCCCUUCCAGCUGGUCAGCCUGCAGCAUCCCUGGUGGUUGGACCUAUGGUGGUGUCACCCCCCAGAGGACCCCCGUCACACCGGGUACAUUACGACCUGCGCUAUGCCUUCUCAGGUGUGGACUCAGUGGAGUCAGCCUCAGGAGAAGCAUUCCACCCAGGGAAACCACACAAGGUGACACAGCCUGGUGUUGCUGAUGCUGCUGGUCCAUUAGUCCGCCCAUGCCCAGGCAGGAUCAGACACUUCAAGAUCUAG
Molecule: messenger RNA, 1086 nt
Organism: Marmota flaviventris (yellow-bellied marmot)
Lineage: Eukaryota; Metazoa; Chordata; Mammalia; Rodentia; Sciuridae
Gene: Ahsg
Product: alpha 2-HS glycoprotein
Biological process (GO): negative regulation of endopeptidase activity
Cellular component (GO): blood microparticle; extracellular region; extracellular matrix
Molecular function (GO): cysteine-type endopeptidase inhibitor activity
Source: RefSeq, a predicted model, not a curated record